Messenger RNA from Cannabis sativa, 1037 nucleotides. Its product is annotated as L10-interacting MYB domain-containing protein-like. The transcript is spliced from 2 exons. Lineage: Eukaryota; Viridiplantae; Streptophyta; Magnoliopsida; Rosales; Cannabaceae. The coding region runs from base 10 to 876 and encodes 288 amino acids. The record is from RefSeq and is a predicted model, not a curated record.
AUUGAAUAGAUGACAGGAACAGAUAGUGAGGUGGUUAUUAUUGAUAAUAGCGAAGCUUCUGUUUGGCCUGAAAAACAUGAAGAAAUUUUUAUUGAACUUAUGGAAGAAGAAGUUUUGAAGGGAAAUAGGAAUACUACAACCUUUACAAAGCAAUCAUGGAAGCGUAUAAAGGAGGAGCUUUAUGCACAAGCGAAGAGAAGUUACACUGAUACACAAUUAAGGAACAAAUACAAUCUGUUAAGACAAAGGCACAAGGAUUUCAAGUCUUUACUGAAAGAGACUGGCAUAGGAUUUAGUGUAGUGACUGGACAAGUUACUGCGCCAGAUGAAGUGUGGGAUAGACUUAUUCGGGUUAACAAGUCAGCUAAAAAAUUUAGAAAAAAAGGUUGUGUACUUUAUGGAAAGUUAUGCGUUAUUUUUGGUGAUACCACUGCAACUGGUUCCAAUGCUCAUCCUUCAACUCGGAGUCCUUCCAUAAAUCUUGAUAAUGAUGAUGAUGAUGCUAUGUCAAAGAGUCCAUCUAUUAGGAAUCAAGAAAGUAGUUUUGAUGAGGAUGGUAGCAAAAGAAGAGGUAAAUCAACUUCCACUACGAGUUCUCGAUCGGCAAAAAAGGCAAAGUUCUCACUCGCAUUAGCAGAAACAUUAACAGUGUAUAAUGAAACCGCAAAGCGAAAGAUGGAAGUGUAUGAGAACUCAAUGACAUCGACAAAACAUCACUUAUUGGAUGAGUGUAUCGAAGCUCUCAAUCAAAUUGAUGGAAUUAGUGGAGAAGUAUAUGCAAAGGCUAUUGAGAAAUUUGAGAGCGAGGUGUCUAGAGCAUUGUUUCUAAAGAUGCCAGAACAUAGAAGAAUUGAUUGGUUGAACUAUUUGAAGUGAUUUUUUCACUUUGUUUAACAUUUACACUUUAUAAUUGUUGGGAUUUAUGAAUGACUUAGUUUGUAUGACUUUGUUUGUAAGCAUGACUUUGUUUGUAUGACUUUGUUUGUAAGCAUGACUUUGUUUCUAUGACUUUAUUUGUAAGCAUGACUUUGUUUGUA